CCAAUUUCGGAUCACAGUUGGUUUCCGACACAUUUGUUACAGCAUGGCAAAGCAUAUAUAUGUAUAUGAUGGAAAAGGAGUUAGCAAAGAAGCCACUGAGAUGCUAUUCGAGUCUUUAAAGACCAUGUGUGGACGUUACACAAUUGCUCUUAUCUCACCAGAGGAAAUUCGAAAAGGAGAUUUAUUACGAACAGCAGCAUUGCUAGCUGUAGGUGGCGGUUAUGACACUGGAUACAUACAGGCUCUUCAGUCAGACGGAAUACGAAAUAUAAAGAACUAUGUAGAGGGUGGUGGGUCAUAUUUAGGUAUUUGUGCAGGAGCAUAUUUAGCAUGUCGGAGAAUCGAGUUUGAUAAAGGUGGAAAAUUUGAAGUAUGUGGAAGCCGAGAUCUUGGAUUUUUCCCAGGAGUUUGUAUUGGACCAACAUUUCCUGGAUUUCUUUAUGACAGUGAGGCGGGAGCUCAUGCAGCACAAAUCAAAACAGACGAUUUCAUGGUUACAAACAUUUCUGAUCAUGGUAGCAAAGACAUUAUCCGAAAAGGCAUUCCAGACACCUACUUGUAUUUCAAUGGUGGCGGCCAUUUUACUUUAGACGACGAAACUUCACAUAACGUAAAGGUUAUAGCAAGAUACAUUAAUUCACCAGACGAUAUUCCACACCCUGCAGCUGUCUGGUGCAAGGUUGGAAGAGGCGUGGCCGUGCUGAGCGGGCCACAUUUUGAGUAUAUAGCUGAUAAAUUGGACCCGUCUAUUGUGUAUUUAAAAACUGUUAUUCCUAAGAUGAAACAAACACUUCUCUCGAGGGAUAUAUUUUACAGGACUAUUUUGAAGUUGCUGAAAAUUUCCAAGUUAUGACGGGUUACUUGUACAUAAACUGAUAACAACAACCAAGCUAUAUAUAUGUUUGCUUUUAACUAGCAAUGACGUUUAAAUACCGUCAAGAAUUUAAAAAAAAGGCUGUUUGUUCACUCAUGGAGACAUGAAACACAGGCAUUUGUCUCAGAAAAAAAAUUCCUAAAGUAUAUACUAGGACAUUUUUUUCUGAGACAAGUGCCUGUGACAUGAAAUGAUAAAUUAUCUUUUCCUUAAUAAAUGUAUACAUGCGCAUUGAUUUAAACAACUCAAUCAUUUUAAGCACGUUAAACAUUGUAUGUUUUGUCUUGUGAUCAUAAUUAAACUGAGUGUAUUUAUUCUGCCCUAGUACGGGCACUGUGAUUAGUAAAUACAAUUAUUUGCAUUUUGAUACUAUUUAUAGAAAUUCAAAGUAAUCAAUUACUAAUGAUAUAUGUAAUUUGUUGAUUUUUAAGAUAUUUUUGUAACAUCUGUGAGAACUUAGUGGUUUACAUAAUAAUCAGCCAUAACUGACAUGUAUUCCACUACUAUAAAUAAGAAGAUGUGGUCAUGUAAGUGCCAAACGGAGACAGCCAAUGCAAAGGCACUGGUUUCUAUAUCCAUGGGAAGAACCACUAUCAACGUAUGUUUACUCGUAAUAUACGUUGAUAGUGGAUCUUCCCAUGACAGAAACUAUAGUGCCUGAGUGUGGAGACAACGCUCAAUUCAUGUCACAAAGUGUAAAAAGUAAAAAAUCAUAGGUCAAAGUACGGCCUUCAACACGGCCCUGGACGAACAGCAAGCUAUAAAGGACUCCAACAUGACUAGUGUAAAUCAUUUCACACAGGAAAACUAACUCUAAUCUAUUUAAAAACGAGAAACCAGAAUCACUUUAGACAAAUCCAAACAAACAACAAUCACUGAAAAACAGACUCCUGACUUCGGACAGGCGCAUACCGUGAAUUGCAGUUUGGUUCAAAGUUUGUAUAGGCGCGAUGUCUUAAUAUUUCAUAUAUUUCAGCAUAUCAACAUGAUCAAAUAUGGUAGAGUCUACUCUUGAAUCAAAUACAGGGACAACAUGACUAA
Molecule: messenger RNA, 1915 nt
Organism: Mytilus trossulus (common blue mussel)
Lineage: Eukaryota; Metazoa; Mollusca; Bivalvia; Mytilida; Mytilidae
Exons: 4
Coding region: 44-853 (269 amino acids)
Biological process (GO): pyridoxal 5'-phosphate biosynthetic process; pyridoxine metabolic process
Cellular component (GO): glutaminase complex; cytosol
Molecular function (GO): glutaminase activity
Source: RefSeq, a predicted model, not a curated record